CAUGAUUGAGAAAUGAAGUACCCAGCUCACACCCCUCUUUACAGAGAAAAUCCAGAGAGAGAGAGAGAGAUGAAUCUCUGUGUUGCCACUCCAAAUGUGUAAGAUCUUAGUUUGCUACUUGUGAUUGAUCUGUGCUAAAAGAUGUUGGGUCGGUCUUCAAUAUCUUUAUCGCGUACCGGAAGUUUCCGACCGGAGAAUUUGGGCCAGAAUGCACUUGCAAUGAUUGGGAAUCUCUGUUUCACUCUCUUUGUACUUGGGGUAUUGAUCUUCACUAUAAUUGCUGCCACUUACGAACCCGAAGACCCUUUGUUUCACCCAUCCACCAAGAUGACUAAUUUCCUCACAUCCAAUACCAAUGCCACAUUUAUAUCGGAUAAUACUGUUGUUAAGACUGGUGAGGACUUUAUAGGCCUAAAUCAAACUGCUUUUGCGACCUUUAUAAAUGUUACUGAUGUCGAACCCGAGUUUGCGGAACUGAGUAUUGUUGAUUGUAAGGGGAAAAUGGAUGAACCCAUUGAUUGUGCUGACCAGGAUGUGUUUCAUUUGAUGAUGAAGGUUGCUAUUGAACUAUUUAAGGAUAUCCAUUUUUAUAGGUUUGGGAAGCCGGUGAGGGGUUAUAAUGAUAGUUCUUGCCACAUGGCUUGGAGGUUUAGGCCUAAGGAAGGGAAGGCUGCGGCUUUUUAUAAGGAUUAUAGGAGUUUUGUGAUUUCAAGGUCGGAGAAUUGUACGCUUAGUGUGGUUGGGAUUGGGGAUUAUCAUUCGGGUGGGAAUGCAAGGAAGAAGAAGAAGAAUCAGAAAGCGGAUUUUGAGAAGGUACCAAAGAAGGAUACAGAGACCAUUGCUCUGCCUGUUGUUGGGGAAGCUGUAAAUGAUUCACUCCCUGUGGUGGAAUCUGAGGGGUCAUUUAGUCGUGGAAAGUACUUGAUUUACUCUGGUGGUGGGGAGAAAUGCAAAAGCAUGGAUCAUUAUUUGUGGAGUUUCAUGUGUGCUUUGGGUGAGGCUCAGUAUCUCAAUAGGACACUGGUUAUGGAUUUGAGUAUCUGUUUGUCUUCAAUUUACACUUCGUCUGGACAAGAUGAAGAAGGUAAGGAUUUCAGGUUUUACUUUGAUUUUGAGCAUUUGAGAGAGUCAGCAUCUGUGUUGGAUCAGAGUCAGUUUUGGUCGGAUUGGAGCAAAUGGCAGCGCAAAGAUGGAUUGAGUCUCAUUCUCGUGGAUGAUCUCAGUAUCACUCCGAUGAAGCUAGCUGAGACGAAGGACACUUUAAUCAUGAGGAAGUUUGGGGAUGUAGAGCCAGAUAAUUACUGGUACAGGGUGUGUGAAGGAGAGACAGAGUCUGUUGUUCAACGCCCAUGGCAUUUGAUAUGGAAGUCUAGACGGUUGAUGGACAUAGUGUCAGCAAUUUCAUCGAGGCUGAAUUGGGAUUUUGAUUCUGUUAAUAUUGUCAGAGGAGAGAAGGCAAGGAACAGGGAGCUAUGGCCUAAUCUUGCGACAGACACUUCACCUGAAGCUCUUCUUUCGACCUUGCGGGACAAAGUUGAAGAUGGGAGGAAUCUUUAUAUCGCCACAAAUGAGCCAGACACUUCUUUCUUUAAUCCCUUGAAAGACAAGUAUUCUACUCAUUUUCUCAAUGACUACAAAGAUCUUUGGGUUGAGAACAGCGAAUGGUAUACAGAGACAACAAAGCUGAACAAAGGGGCUCCUGUUGACUUUGAUGGUUACAUGAGGGUUUCAGUUGAUACAGAAGUGUUCUUGAGGGGGAAAAAGCAGAUCGAGACUUUCAAUGAUCUCACUAAAGACUGCAAGGAUGGUGUCAACACGUGCAGUUCGGCCAGCUAAUCCCCUAUCCACGAGGUUUUAAACUAUGCUGCUGCUACAUUUUAGAAAACACCAUACGUAUCUUUAGGUACUACUAUUUGUGUUGCUUUCGACAAUUUUUGGUUUUAAUCUGUAGUUUGGAGUCGAUGUAGUUUCUCCUGAGUCUUGUACUUUUUAUGGAAAAUGAUGAUUGUUUUACGCUUUUGUAUUGUGUCAAAGUAGUAGCUGAAGUUGGUGUUCUCUUUGGUUUCUCAUUUUACAAAUUACAUGUGGUGGAGAAGGAACUGGAAUGAUAGUCAUAUCUGCACUUUCCAAGUUUCUUCAAUCCUUGACCUUAAAGAUGAGCAAUACUCUCUCUCUCGUAACUAGGGGGGGUGGAAACAAUUUCCACAGGUAAAGAAAGAGAACAAAAUUGGCUCAGGUAUCAAUGGUGCAGGGAAGAUAUUCUCGAUUAUGUAAUAAAGAGCAAGUACUUGAUGUUAAUAGAAGUAUUUGUACUUAUGUGUUGUUUUCGGGUAUUUGUAGUCUUUUUUCUCUUUCUUUUCAUUCUGUUGAACUAUUGUUCAAUGAAAAACUGUAGAGUUUUUUUGUUCUCUUUGAAAUGUUAAAAGAGAAAGGG
This is a messenger RNA of Ilex paraguariensis (yerba mate), 2434 nucleotides long. The record is from the annotation of a GenBank genome assembly. NCBI's taxonomy places the organism in Eukaryota, Viridiplantae, Streptophyta, Magnoliopsida, Aquifoliales, Aquifoliaceae.